AUGGGUGUACUUUUUCUUAUAGCCACCAGCUUUGUAUUAUACAAAUUUAUAAAGAAAUCAAAAGAAAGAAGGCAAAGAAAGAGAUUUUUUAAACGUAAUGGUGGCUUGCUUUUAAAACAACAAGAAGAAGCUGACUCAUCUUUAGUCGAUAAAACCAUACAUUUCACAUCACAUGAGUUGAAGAAGGCCACUGACAAUUUUAAUGAAAACAUAAUUCUUGGCCGAGGAGGUCAAGGUACCGUCUAUAAGGGGAUGUUAGUGGAUGGAAGAAUUAUGGCAGUUAAGAAAUCAAAAAUAGUUGAUGAAAGCCAGUUAGAACAAUUCAUUAACGAGGUGGUCAUUCUUUCCCAAGUCAACCAUAGAAAUGUGGUCAAACUUUUGGGAUGUUGCUUAGAGACAGAUGUCCCUCUCCUCGUUUCUGAAUAUAUUCCAAAUGGUACCUUGUAUGAUCGACUUCAUAAUGGAUCUUAUGAGUUCCCAUUUUCUUUGAGCAUGAGACUACAAAUAGCUACAGAGGUUGCAGGAGCACUUGCUUACUUGCAUUCAGCAAUUUCCAUUCCAAUAUACCAUAGAGACAUUAAAACCACUAAUAUACUAUUGGAUGAAAAAUACAGGGCCAAAGUUUCUGAUUUUGGGACUUCAAGGUUGGUUUCAGUAGAGCAAACUCAUUUGACAACCAUCGUCAAAGGUACAUUUGGCUACCUUGAUCCUGAGUAUUUUCAAUCAAGCCAAUUCACAGAAAAGAGUGAUGUUUAUAGUUUUGGUGUUGUUUUGAUUGAACUGCUAACUGGAGAAAGGCCAAUUUCCCUAACUAGAUUUGGUGAAACUAAAAGUUUGGUUACACACUUCACCUUGGCAAUGGAAGAAGGGCGUGUUAUGUCUAUUUUUGAUGCAACUGUGAUUAAAGAGGGUACUAGAGAUGUCCUUCUAAUCGUAGCUGAUCUUGCAAUUCGAUGCUUGAAUAUGAAUGGAAAAUAUAGACCAACAAUGAAAGAAGUAGCUAUAGAGUUAGAAACCAUACGAACGUCACACACGCCCUCUACGUUUCGAGCAGAUACUGACCAUGUUAAUGGAAAAUAUAGACCAGUAAUGAAAGAAGUAGCUACAGAGUUAGAAACCAUACGAAUGUCACACACACCCUCUACAUUUCGAGCUGAUACUGAUCAUGUUAUGUAUGGAGAGGAAUUAUCGAUAACAUAUGGUGAAUCUUCAUCAACAUUAAGUUUCAUUGAUAGCCUUAGUCAAUAA
Molecule: messenger RNA, 1248 nt
Organism: Helianthus annuus (common sunflower)
Lineage: Eukaryota; Viridiplantae; Streptophyta; Magnoliopsida; Asterales; Asteraceae
Product: wall-associated receptor kinase-like 22
Exons: 1
Coding region: 1-1248 (415 amino acids)
Biological process (GO): cell surface receptor signaling pathway; protein phosphorylation
Cellular component (GO): plasma membrane
Molecular function (GO): ATP binding; protein serine/threonine kinase activity
Source: RefSeq, a predicted model, not a curated record